GAGAUCCUCAAAACGCGUUCCCAAGCUGUUUACCACAUCAAGGUAUAGCGUAGGUCAUACGUUCAAAUCCUGUAACACGAAGUAAAGUGUUGUGCAGUUUGCUUGAAAAUAACUUUUGUUUUUUUGAUCGAUUUUACAUCUACGGAAAAUGCCUCAGUCGUAUGAUCAGAUCAAGCAGUCCUGUCUAAGAUCGGGAAGACUUUACGAAGACCCAGAAUUCGAUGCCAUUGAUGACAAUGUCUUUACAAGUCGUCGCCCGCCCAGACCUUUCGUUUGGCGUCGUCCAACCGAAAUGGUUCAAAACCCAAUUUUGGUAGAUGCAGGAGCAAGCCGUAUGGAUGUUGCACAAGGUCGUUUGGGAGAUUGCUGGUUCUUGGCAGGGAUUGCAUCUUUGACCCAGCACGAGCAACUGUUCAAGCGAGUCUGCCCCACCGAUGAUCAGAGUUUUGACAAGAGAGAUUAUUGUGGCGCUUUUCAUUUUCGUUUCUGGCAAGGAGGAGAAUGGGUGGAUGUCACCAUUGAUGAUCGUCUGCCUACGAUCAACAACCAGCUCAUCUUUGUGCACUCAAAAUCAAGAAAUGAAUUCUGGAGUGCAUUGAUGGAGAAAGCUUAUGCAAAAUUAUGUGGUUCCUAUGAAGCAUUGAAAGGUGGCCAGACCAGUGAAGCUAUGGAGGACUUCACAGGUGGAAUGACUGAAUCCUUUGAUCUUGGUUCUAAAGCACCACAAAAUCUCUUCACCAUUAUGUCAAAAGCUAUUGAAAGGCAGUCUUUAAUGGGUUGCAGUAUCAAUGCAAAGGCAAACCAAAUUGAAGCAAAGUUAGACAAUGGCUUGGUCAUGGGUCAUGCCUACACUGUGACAGGAGUGAGAAAGGUUAAUGCCAGGACAAGAUCUGGUAAAAUGGAGAUUGAACUUGUGAGAGUUAGAAAUCCUUGGGGAAAUGAGAGAGAGUGGACAGGAGCCUGGGGGGACAAGUCUUCAGAAUGGGCUUUGUUGUCUGACCAAGAAAAGAGAGAGAUGGAACUGACAUUUGAUGAUGAUGGGGAAUUCUGGAUGAGCUACCGUGAUUUCAUAAGCAAUUUCCAGCGCUUGGAAAUUUGCAUGUUGAGCCCUGAUGCAAGUAUCGAAGACUCCAAGGUAACUUGGGAGGCUGACAUGCAUAAGGACAGAUGGCGAGUUGGAAGCACUGCUGGUGGCUGUCGUAACAACCAAAAUACUUUCCACAAAAACCCUCAGUUCAGAGUAACUUUGGAAGAUGUCGACGAGGAUGAUGAUGAUGAUGCAUGUACCUUGAUUGUCAGCCUCAUGCAAGUUGGACGUCGUAAGUUGCGAAGAAAGUUGGGUGCUAAUUCCAAUCUGACUAUUGGCUUUGCUAUCUACAAGCUUGAGGAUGAAGAUACAAAGGUACCUCGUCUGGGAAAAGAUUAUUUCUUGUAUCAUGCCUCAACUGCUCGCUCGAAUACCUUCAUCAAUGCUCGGGAAAUCACCAACCGUUUUAAACUCAAACCUGGUAUCUACUGUAUCGUUCCAUCAACCUUUGAUGCAAAUGAGGAAGGUGACUUCUUGGUCCGUCUGUUCUCUGAGAAAGAGAAAAAGAGCGAUGUCCAAGAUGAAAAGACCCGUAUUACACGGAAUGUGAAACCAAGAAUCACCGCGAACGAAGAUGCUGGCCUGGACAGCAAAUAUAAAUCCUUCUUUGACCGUGGUCAGGCUGGACAGGAUGGACAAGUUGAUGCUUAUGAACUAAAGCAAGUUCUGGGAGCUGCAUUUGCCAAAGAUAUUGGUGAUCAAGAUUUCAACAUUGAAACAUGCAGAAGCUUAAUUAGCAUGUAUGAUGACAAUGGAACUGGAAAACUGGAAUAUGAUGAGUUCAAGCAGACAUUGGUCACCACCAAGCAAUGUCAUGCUGAGUUCAAGAAAUAUGACAAAGACCGAAGUGGAACUUUGGACAUGUAUGAACUUCAGGAUGUCUUGGAUGCCUUGGGUAUCAAGAUGAGCACGCGUUGUCUCACUGCCAUUACUUGCCGUUAUUCCAACAAGAAAGGAACUGUAGAUUUUGAUGAUUUCCUACAGAUUUACACCAGAGUUGUUGGCCUUAUUGAAACAUUCAACAAGAAUUGCAGACGUGGAUCCAGUCAGGCAUCAUUUGAUUUAGAUGAGUUCAUUGAAGGUGCUGUUGGACUUUAAGAAGGAAAACUUGUGGAUUCAAACUCAUUUUCAGCUUUUUUUUUCAUUCAUAUUAUGACACUGGAUGACACUAUAUUGUCUUACCUAUUAUGGUUAGUUAAAUUGUAUGGCUAUCCAUACAGCUAUAGGUAGUUCUUUGACUUGAAUAAACCUUUUAAACUGA
Messenger RNA from Dendronephthya gigantea, 2348 nucleotides. Its product is annotated as calpain-B-like. Gene Ontology annotation, biological process: proteolysis. The record is from RefSeq and is a predicted model, not a curated record. Gene Ontology annotation, cellular component: cytoplasm. Gene Ontology annotation, molecular function: calcium ion binding; calcium-dependent cysteine-type endopeptidase activity. The transcript is spliced from 18 exons. Bases 149 to 2185 code for a protein of 678 amino acids. NCBI's taxonomy places the organism in Eukaryota, Metazoa, Cnidaria, Anthozoa, Malacalcyonacea, Nephtheidae.